CUUUAACAAAUCUACAUACCAGAAUCGAACACACCACUCUUCUUCUUCCUCCGCUUCGCUUCCACCAUCAAUGGUGGUUACCGCCACCGUCAAAACCCAUUCAAUUCUCUAAAUAUCUUCAAUUUCAAUUUUCACAAUUCAAUUCACACGUUCACCUAAUCCCCAAAUCCAAUGUUGAAGCUCAUUUCAUCCUCUUGCAUCCACCGCCUGAACCCCGCCGCGGUUCCGGUUCUCCGACCGGCAUCUGACUCCGCAUCUCCGCUUCUUAGAGUGUUGAAUUCUCUCGGCGGAUUGAGUCGGAGUAAUCGUUAUUUGGGAGGGAGGCUUUUUUUCUGUUCGGAGUCGGAAUCCGGCGACGGACCCGAUCAUGUGGUUGAUGCUGAAGCUAAAGCGGCUGAGGAGACUCCGUCAAAGGCUGCUUCUUCUGCUAUUGUCUCCACCUAUCCCAGACCCGAAGAUUACCUCACUGUUUUGGCUUUGCCGUUGCAACAUAGACCUCUUUUCCCAGGAUUUUACAUGCCAAUUUUUGUUAAGGACCCCAAACUGUUGGCAGCUUUACAGGAAAGUCGAGAUCGACAAGCCCCUUAUGCUGGUGCCUUCCUCCUUAAAGAUGAGCCAGACUCUGAUCCCAAUGUAGUAUCUAGCUCUGACACAGAAAAGAGUGUAUAUGAUUUAAAAGGAAAAGAGUUGUUUAACCGUCUUCAUGAAGUUGGGACUCUUGCCCAAAUUUCAAGUAUCCACGGGGAUCAAGUGAUCCUGAUUGGUCAUCGACGUCUGCGCAUAACAGAGAUGGUUAGCGAGGACCCGCUUACUGUAAAAGUUGAUCACCUCAAGGAUAAAGCUUAUAACAAAGAUGAUGACAUCAUAAAGGCCACAUCUUUCGAGGUCAUAUCAACACUAAGGGAUGUUCUGAAAACAAGUUCUCUUUGGAGAGAUCAUGUUGCAACUUACUCUAAGCAUAUAGGUGAUUUUACAUAUCCAAGGCUAGCAGAUUUUGGAGCCGCAAUAUCUGGGGCUAACAAAUUGCAAUGCCAACAAGUUCUUGAAGAGCUAGAUGUGUAUAAACGAUUGAAACUUACACUCGAGUUGGUAAAGAAAGAGAUGGAAAUCAGUAAGAUUCAGGAAACAAUUGCGAAAGCAAUUGAAGAAAAGAUAAGUGGCGAGCAGCGCCGUUAUUUGUUAAAUGAGCAACUUAAGGCCAUAAAGAAGGAAUUGGGACUGGAGACUGACGACAAGACGGCACUUACAGGUAAAUUCAGGGAAAGGAUUGAACCUAAGCGGGAAAAAUGCCCACCUCAUGUAUUACAAGUUAUAGAUGAGGAACUCACAAAGCUACAGCUGUUGGAGGCUAGUUCUAGUGAAUUCAGUGUUACCCGUAACUACUUGGACUGGUUGACUGCACUGCCUUGGGGUGAAUACAGUGAUGAGAAUUUUCAUGUUACUCGGGCACAAAAGAUUCUUGAUGAAGACCAUUAUGGAUUAACUGAUGUGAAGGAAAGAAUAUUGGAAUUCAUAGCUGUUGGGAAAUUGAGAGGGACUUCACAAGGAAAAAUUAUCUGUCUUUCUGGUCCACCGGGCGUGGGAAAAACGAGUAUUGGCCGUUCAAUUGCACGGGCCUUGAAUCGUAAGUUCUUCCGAUUCUCUGUUGGAGGAUUAGCUGAUGUGGCUGAAAUCAAGGGGCAUCGUCGAACAUAUAUAGGUGCAAUGCCAGGAAAGAUGGUACAAUGCCUUAAGAACGUGGGAACAGCCAAUCCUCUUGUAUUGAUUGAUGAAAUUGACAAAUUGGGCAAAGGACAUGCAGGUGAUCCAGCAAGUGCUUUGCUAGAGCUCCUAGACCCUGAGCAGAAUGCUAAUUUUCUGGACCACUAUCUUGAUGUUCCCAUUGAUCUAUCGAAGGUUCUUUUUGUUUGCACUGCAAAUGUAGUGGAGAUGAUACCAAAUCCCCUAUUGGAUAGGAUGGAGGUUGUUACUAUUGCUGGGUAUAUUGCUGAUGAGAAAAUGCACAUUGCAAGAGAUUAUCUGGAGAAAACUACACGUGAAGCAUGUGGAAUAAAGCCGGAACAGGUGGAGGUGACUGAUGCUGCUCUUCUUGCUCUGAUAGAAAAUUACUGCCGAGAAUCAGGAGUCAGAAACCUUCAAAAGCACAUAGAGAAAAUUUACCGGAAGAUAGCGCUACAACUUGUGAGGCAAGUGGAAACCAAUGAUGAUGCUAUUGAACCAAAGAAAGCUGAAGAAUUUUUUGAUGAAAUGGGUACAACUACCAUUCAAAAAGGGAACCCCGUGUUGAUAGAGAGUGGCAAUUCUGAACAUACCAAUGAAAACGCUAAACUUGAUGAGAUGGAAACAAAUCCACCGGCAGAUCAAUCUCUACGUGUUGACAAUAAAUCUACAGAUAUGGAGGUUACAAAGGAAGAGGAAGAUAAGGAAACUGAAUCAAAGACUGUUGAGAAGGUAUUGAUUGAUAAAUCGAAUUUAGAUGAUUUUGUUGGCAAGCCUGUCUUCCAUGCAGAGCGCAUCUAUGAUCAAACACCGGCUGGCGUUGUUAUGGGACUUGCCUGGACUGCAAUGGGCGGAUCCACACUGUAUAUAGAGACUAAAUUUGUUGAAGAAGGGGACGGAAAAGGAGCAUUGCAUAUCACUGGUCAAUUAGGAGAUGUAAUGAAAGAAAGUGCUCAACUAGCUCACACAAUUGCUAGAGAUAUACUACGGGAGAAAGAACCAGAAAACACUUUCUUUGCCAAUACAAAGAUUCACCUCCAUGUUCCUGCAGGGGCUACACCAAAGGAUGGACCAAGUGCUGGUUGCACAAUGACCACUUCUAUGUUGUCCCUUGCCUUGAAGAAGCCUGUGAAGAAGGAUCUAGCAAUGACUGGGGAAGUGACACUUACUGGGAAGAUUCUUCCCAUCGGCGGGGUUAAGGAGAAAACUAUUGCUGCAAGAAGGAGUGAGGUUAAGACUAUAAUAUUUCCUUCGGCAAAUAAGAGAGAUUUUGAUGAGCUAGCACCUAAUGUAAAAGAAGGUCUCGAAGUGCACUUUGUUGAUGACUAUAUGCAGAUCUUUGAUUUGGCUUUUGGUGAUGAGAAAUCUCACAAUGCAGAGAAGUAAAUCACUAAUGCCGUAGGAUCUUGAGAUGAAACGAGAUUUUCUAUUGAGCUGGGAACCGGUCUGAGUUUUGUAUUAUAUCAAUUUAUUAUGAUCGAUGAUUUUUAGAGUUUUUAUUCAUCUUGUCCCGUGUUUUGGGCGAAAUAUGUUUUUCUCUUUUAAGCCUGGUGUAUCCCAGUUGUAAAAUUUAUCUUAAUAUUUAUUCAAAUUUAUAUUUGGCCAAACAUGUUUAUUUAUUUGAUGUUAUAUUUUUGCUAA
Molecule: messenger RNA, 3360 nt
Organism: Medicago truncatula (barrel medic)
Lineage: Eukaryota; Viridiplantae; Streptophyta; Magnoliopsida; Fabales; Fabaceae
Source: RefSeq, a predicted model, not a curated record